Penaeus chinensis is the source of this 1649-nucleotide messenger RNA. RefSeq names its product extensin-like. The coding region runs from base 38 to 1444 and encodes 468 amino acids. The transcript has 4 exons. The record is from RefSeq and is a predicted model, not a curated record. Lineage: Eukaryota; Metazoa; Arthropoda; Malacostraca; Decapoda; Penaeidae.
GCAGGCGCGCAGGACAGUUUUCUCGAGUGUCUUCAGUAUGAUGUUGCGGGCGGUGUCUUUGGUGCUUAUUGGCACGUGCGUGGCGUGGGCCGAGCGCGACCUGGACCGCCUGGUCGCAGGGCGCCCGAUCCAGCACGGCGUCCCGGGCGUGCAGACCUUCGGCGAGGCCGCGGCACAGGCGAGGCCUCAGGACCUCACGCGGCCUCUCCCUCGUCCUCCACACCUCAGGAACUCUCCCACUCCGCCUCCCGGCUUCCAGCAGCGCCCACAGGUCCAGCCGACGCCGCCACCAGGAUACCAGCCGAAGCCCCAGGUUCAGCCGACGCCUCCUCCAGGAUACCAGCCGAAACCCCAGGUGCAGCCUACGCCUCCUCCUGUCCAAACUCUGCCGGAGGCGCUGCACGAGGAUAAAACAGCACCACUGCCUCCGAAGAGCGAACUCCUGAGACCGUUUCCUCGUCCCGGAAGGCCACAGACGCUUCCAGGCCUGGCGGACGGCACUGGUAGCGCCGAGCCCCUGCCUGCCCCCCUGCCCCAGCGCCCCCAGACGCUCCCCGCGCCCCUGCCCGGGACGCCCAUCGUCUUUCCGGGAAUCCUACCGGUGAUCCCAGAGACCCUGCCGGCCACGCUCCCGGAGGACAAGGCCGCGCCCCUGCCGCCCAAGUCUCAGCUCACCAAGCCGGCCUCUCACCCUCAGCCCCUUCCAGCUGCCCUCCCUCAGGGCGUCCAGACCCUGCCCGCUGUGCUUCCAGGUCGCCCCCAGACGCUCCCAGCUGACCUGACGGAGGAAAAGACCGCCCCCCUGCCUCCUAAGUCAGAACUCACCAAGCCGGCCUCUCGCCCUCAGCCCCUUCCAGCUGCCCUCCCUCAGGGCGUCCAGACCCUGCCCGCUGUGCUUCCAGGUCGCCCCCAGACGCUCCCAGCUGACCUGACGGAGGAAAAGACCGCCCCCCUGCCUCCUAAGUCAGAACUCACCAAGCCGGCCUCUCGCCCUCGGCCCCUUCCAGCUGCCCUCCCUCAGGGCGUCCAGACCCUGCCCGCUGUGCUUCCAGGUCGCCCUCAGACGCUCCCAGCUGACCUGACGGAGGAGAAGACCGCCCCCCUGCCUCCUAAGUCAGAACUCACCAAGCCGGCCUCUCGCCCUCACCAGACCGAGGACGACGAUGGCUUCGCCCCACUUCCAACGGGCCCUCAGGUCCAGCCCAGACCGCCUCCCGGGGACCUUACCAAGCCCGCCCCCCGACCACCUCGCCCGCAGGUGCAGCCCACGCCCCCGUCAGGCUUUCUGCCCGCGCAGACCCUGCCAGCGGAGCUUCCAUCCGACAAAACAGCGCAGCUUCCUCCCAAAUCGGAGCUUCUGAAGCCCGCCCCCCGACCGCCCCGCCCGCAGGUGGACCCAAGACCCGCCCCGGGACAGCUCACCAAGCCAGCCGCUCAACCCUAGGGCUUCAAGAUGCGUCCCGUUUAACUCCUGUAAAGUCAGCUGCAUGCCGUUACCAAGCAACAGAUUUAAAGAAAAAUGUGUGUCACAGCAGAUAAAUCACACUUUUUAUCCAGUCUUGAAUUACUAAACUGAAUAUAAAAUACAAAUAUUGUAACACUUUUUCCGUUGUUGUGUUUAUAUAGAAUAUAAAAGUAUGAUAACCAAA